AUGAACCCAGGCGCUCCCGGCUACCCGAUGGCCUCGCUGUAUGUCGGGGACCUCCAUCCCGAUGUGACCGAGGCCAUGCUGUAUGAGAAGUUCAGCCCGGCCGGGGCCAUCCUCUCCAUCCGAGUCUGCCGAGACAUGAUCACCCGCCGCUCGCUCGGCUACGCCUACGUCAACUUCCAGCAGCCGGCGGACGCUGAGCGUGCUUUGGACACAAUGAACUUUGACGUGAUCAAGGGCAGGCCUGUCCGCAUCAUGUGGUCUCAGCGUGACCCUUCGCUGAGGAAGAGUGGAGUUGGCAACAUCUUCAUCAAAAACUUGGACAAGUCUAUUGACAACAAGGCCCUUUACGACACAUUCUCUGCUUUUGGCAACAUCUUGUCCUGUAAGGUGGUUUGUGAUGAAAAUGGCUCAAAAGGUUAUGGCUUUGUACACUUCGAGACCCAGGAGGCAGCUGAAAGGGCCAUUGAGAAAAUGAAUGGCAUGUUGCUCAAUGACAGAAAAGUGUUUGUGGGGCGCUUCAAAUCUCGCAAAGAACGUGAGGCUGAGCUUGGAGCCAGAGCAAAGGAGUUUACCAACGUCUACAUCAAAAACUUUGGGGAAGAUAUGGAUGAUGAGAAACUGAAGGAGGUCUUUAGCAAAUAUGGCAAUGCCAUGAGCAUCCGCGUGAUGACUGACGACACCGGCAAAUCCAGAGGCUUUGGCUUCGUGAGCUUUGAGAGGCAUGAGGAUGCUCAGAAGGCUGUGGAUGAAAUGAAUGGAAAAGAACUCAACGGGAAGCUGAUCUAUGUCGGUCGUGCCCAGAAGAAGGUGGAGCGUCAGAUCGAACUCAAGCGCAAGUUCGAGCAGAUGAAGCAGGAUCGUAUGACCCGUUAUCAGGGUGUCAAUCUCUAUGUGAAAAACUUGGAUGAUGGCAUCGAUGAUGAACGUCUGCGCAAAGAGUUCUCUCCUUUUGGAACGAUCACCAGUGCCAAGGUUAUGAUGGACGGAGGCCGCAGUAAGGGCUUCGGUUUUGUCUGCUUUUCGUCCCCUGAAGAGGCCACCAAGGCUGUGACUGAGAUGAAUGGGCGAAUCGUGGCUACAAAGCCGCUCUACGUGGCCCUGGCACAACGUAAAGAGGAGCGCCAGGCCCACCUGACUAACCAGUACAUGCAGAGGAUGGCCAGUGUACGUGCUGUGCCCAACCCAGUCCUCAACCCGUACCAGGCUGCCCCGCCAUCCGGAUACUUCAUGGCUGCCAUUCCACAGGCACAGAACAGAGCUGCAUACUACCCUACAAGUCAACUGGCUCAGCUCCGACCAAGCCCACGUUGGACUACCCAGGGUGUCAGACCUCAAAACUUCCAGAACAUGCAAGCCACCAUGAGGCCAUCAGCUCCCCGGCCUCAGACAUUUGGUGCCAUGAGGCCUGCCUCACAGGUGCCCCGCAUGAUGUCUACUCAGCGUGUUGCUGCGCAGACAAUGGGCCCACGGCCUGCGACUGCUGCAGCUGCUGCUGCCGCAGCUCCAGUGCGCAGCGUGCCACAGUACAAAUAUGCUGCAGGAGUGCGCAACCCACAGCAGCACAUGAACACUCAGCCUCAGGUCUCAAUGCAGCAGCCUGCUGUGCAUGUGCAGGGGCAGGAGCCUCUCACAGCCUCCAUGUUGGCUGCGGCACCUCCGCAGGAGCAGAAGCAGAUGCUGGGUGAGCGUCUCUUCCCACUGAUCCAGAACAUGCAUCCCACCCUGGCGGGGAAAAUCACCGGCAUGCUGCUGGAGAUCGACAACUCCGAGCUGCUGCACAUGCUGGAGUCUCCAGAGUCUCUGCGCUCCAAGGUUGAUGAGGCAGUUGCUGUGCUCCAGGCUCACCAGGCUAAGGAAGCCGCUCAGAAAAAUGUGACCAACUCUGCUGGUGUGCCAAGCGUCUAAGCCGAGGGGCGGAACUUAAACUUGCUUCACCGAGGGGGGAACAUCUUAAACGUUGAAAAAACACAAAACAUUGCAAAAAGAUUUAAAAUAAUUUUAAAAAAAGGAAAAAAACCGAACUAGACUCUGCCAGGUCUAGAGAAGAACGCUAGGCCUAGUCAAUUUAAAAAAAAGAAAAAAUGAAAAAUGGAAAAAGUAAAAAAUGUAAAAUCUGGUGUUUUAAAGAAAUUCCAUAAAAAAUAGGGAAAUAUAGCCCUAUAGCAUUCCUUAUUUUACUCCUUUUAUUUUGGGAAAGCCCGGUAUGUCCUGGGAGGGGAGGUGAGGACGGAUUUACGCCGGCGUUUGUGAAAGUUCUCAUUGAAAAUAUGCUUGCUCAAUAAAGUAAUUAAAAUAUCUGCA
Pygocentrus nattereri (red-bellied piranha) is the source of this 2301-nucleotide messenger RNA. RefSeq names its product poly A binding protein, cytoplasmic 1 b (gene pabpc1b). The record is from RefSeq and is a predicted model, not a curated record. The transcript is spliced from 15 exons. Lineage: Eukaryota; Metazoa; Chordata; Actinopteri; Characiformes; Serrasalmidae. Gene Ontology annotation, molecular function: RNA binding. The coding region runs from base 1 to 1905 and encodes 634 amino acids. Gene Ontology annotation, cellular component: ribonucleoprotein complex.